UGGAGCGCCUGGACGUAGUCUCGGCUCGACUACGCCUUUAGCUAACGAAUACAGACGUGGAGCGAGGUUUUUGGGAAUACGUUAGGUUAGGUUAGGUGGGUUAGCUUAGUUAACGCUAGCUGACGGUGCGACGUUUGAUUUGAUACGGGGAGAUCUGUCGAAUGGCUCGGCUAAAGCCAGCCAGCUAACCGCCUGAAGUAAAGACAGAUUUGGGGCUUGGUCGUCGAAUAUGACAGCUUGACUUUGGCUGAUAUCAAAAUAUCUAUGUGAAGAUAUGUCAUAUAAUAUGAAAUAUACGUGUAUAUAGAGCUCGUUUCGCUUUUAACCAGCUAGAUAUUCGUCGUGGUGAGAAAUAGGAGUAGGUUAACGUUAACUACGUUCGUUAACCUUAACCGUUUCCAUGAAGCGGUUUCAUAAGCGAUGCCAGCCAGCUACCUCAAUGUUGUUGAGAUUCUCUUUUCUUUCAUUCCAGCCAUCUAACAACUAACAUGGACGCUCAGUUAGCUCUCUCUCUCCUCUCGUUUUCAGCUAUAGAAACCACCCAAAAGGCUGAGCUACUGCUGGCUGCUUCGCGUUAAAUAAGAGAAGGAGCCCACCACAUCAGUUCUGCAGAUUCUCAGGGGAUUUUUUUAGGUGUGAUGAGACAAAGGAACAAAGGAUGCCUUAGAAGAGAGGCAGAUAACAAGGCUGGAAUCUGCUUCAAAGCACACCAAAUGGAUCUAUCGCUCCCCAUUGCAUCCAGAUCAUGAUACUUGGCUGAAGCUUUAAUCAUCUAUAUGAUCCCUCCUCCAUCUAUGGCGAACUAUAGCCAUGCAGGGGACCACAACAUCUUGCAGAAUGUCUCUCCGCUUGCCACAUUCCUUAAACUGACCUCCCUGGGUUUCAUCAUCGGCGUCGGGGUGGUCGGAAAUCUCCUGAUCUCCAUCCUGCUGGUCAAAGACAAGAGCCUGCACCGCGCACCCUACUACUUUCUGCUGGACCUGUGUGCCUCGGACAUCCUGCGCUCCGCCAUCUGCUUCCCCUUUGUGUUCACCUCGGUCAAGAAUGGCUCCGCCUGGACGUACGGCACGCUCACCUGCAAAGUGAUCGCCUUCUUGGGCGUGCUUUCCUGUUUCCACACGGCCUUCAUGCUGUUCUGCAUCAGCGUGACACGCUACCUGGCCAUCGCCCACCACCGCUUCUACACAAAGAGGCUGACCUUCUGGACCUGCCUGGCCGUCAUCUGCAUGGUGUGGACGUUGUCGGUGGCCAUGGCUUUCCCGCCGGUGCUGGACGUAGGCACCUACUCGUUCAUCCGCGAGGAGGACCAGUGCACCUUCCAGCACCGCUCCUUCCGCGCCAACGACUCGUUGGGCUUCAUGCUGCUGCUCGCCCUCAUCCUCCUGGCCACCCAGCUUGUCUACCUCAAGCUCAUCUUUUUUGUUCACGACCGUCGGAAGAUGAAACCCGUCCAGUUUGUGCCAGCGGUCAGCCAGAACUGGACCUUCCACGGUCCGGGAGCCAGCGGCCAGGCCGCGGCCAACUGGCUGGCCGGCUUCGGCCGAGGCCCCACGCCUCCGACCCUGCUGGGGAUCCGUCAGAACAGCAAUGCGGCAGGCCGCAGGCGUCUGCUGGUGCUGGACGAGUUCAAGACUGAAAAGAGGAUAAGCAGGAUGUUUUACAUCAUGACCUUCUUCUUCCUGAGCCUGUGGGGGCCCUAUCUGGUGGCCUGCUACUGGAGGGUGUUCGCCAGGGGCCCCGUGGUGCCUGGAGGCUACCUCACCGCAGCUGUGUGGAUGAGCUUUGCUCAGGCGGGAGUCAACCCGUUCAUCUGCAUUUUCUCCAACCGGGAGCUCAGACGAUGCUUCAGCACCACGCUCCUCUACUGCAGAAAAUCCAGGUUACCUAGGGAACCCUACUGUGUUAUAUGAAGGCUUGGGUUUUUUCUUUUUUGGUCUUGGGUAUUUUUUGGCUGCCCUGAUUGGUCAGGGAUACAUCCCGUUGUAUAGCUCUCCUCCUUUUCUCUCCUCUUCACUAUAGCCCCACUCCCCACGCACCCCAGCCCCCCACCCUGUAGGCCUGAUGUGGAACUGUCAAUCAUACACACCUCUUGAUGUGAAUGAGCGCCAGACGUGAAGCUCCAAGGGAAUAAAAAUAAUCAGGGAGUGGAGGACCCCUCCUGUGUUUAUGUUCUAGUAAACAACUGCUGCAGAAGGCCGUUUUAAAGCAGAUAAGCAAAAAAAAGAAAAAGAAAAAAAUGAAAGAAAGAAAAAACGAAAGAAAAACAAAGAAGGAAAGAAAUGUGAUAUUAACGUUAAGACUGACCCUUUUGAUUUGGAUAUGUUGAAGACUCAAGGUGUACAUGACAGAAAACAAAUCUGAAUUCCUUCUGGGAAUCACUGGAAUGGUUUUGUGUUUAAAAAGUUGCACUAAGUUAUAAAAGAAGUUAAAAAGAUGCUUUUUUUGCUGAGUUGCAUUGCAAGGAUGUCUCUUUUUUCUCUCUCCCCAAACUGAAAUAUGAAUGCUUUCAUUUGCAACAGACUUCUCAUUCACUGUAAGUAAACAAAACAUGUGGGGUGACUCUGAUGGAAUACACCUUCACAAGAGGAUAAAAUUGGUUUAAAUGUAAGUGAUAUCUUUUCUUUUUUUCCAACUUUCUGGGGACGAGCGGGGGAGGGGGCGGGAUUUAAUGGAUACUGAUGUGUGGUUUUCCAAUUGCAACUUAAAUUAUUUCCUGUAGUUUUAUGAUCCAUGCAGUAUGUCCGUGUCUGGCAAUGUUCUUUUCUUAUCUCGGUUUCUAACAGUCUUAAUGUUUGGAUUUUAAAAGUUGCUCUUGAGAACCUUGUGCUAAAAUGACAGUGGAGAACCAGUUUAAAUGUUUCAUAUCAUCCAUGUACCUGAACACUGACAUAUUGUUACAGUAUUGCUGAUACCACUCCAGAUGUUCUUGCCUUAAUGGUUAUGAUGUUUAUUUUCGGUUUCUGUUUUUUGGGUGGGUGGGUAGGUGGGAGGGUUGGGUAGAGGAGGGGGGGGGGGGGUGGUCUGAUUUUCAGAUGUGCUCCUCUACAAUGUCUCCAGGCAUAUAGGGAGUGUUUUCACAUUAAUGUGAAGUGCAUGUUCAUUUUUAAUGCAUAUCCACUUUCAUGAGCAUCAACACUGGCAUUGCACCAGACGCCCCAUUUCUUAUCCUGCAACGGUUUGCUACACACCUACACCCCACUGAGUGCGAAGAAUGCAGGGAGCAGAGAGCCUGUGGUGUGUGGAUAUGUGUGAGUGUGUGGAUGUGUGUGUGUGGCUGCGUGCAUCUGAGUGAGUGUGUAAGCUGGACAGCUGUCACGUCAAGACCAGAGCCUUAGUAUAAAAUCUUGCACAAUUUGUAAAAAAAAUUAACAGAAAAACAACAAAAAAAAACAUUGUAUUUAAGGCACAGCGUCUUGUUUAUACUUUCCUGACAUUUGCUCUCUACUGAUUGUUUUGAUUAACUUACUUUUUUCUCUUGUGGCCAUUUUAAUAUUUAUUAUGUAUUUUUUUGUAUAUUAUAGGUAGAUAGUGUGUAAGUUUGUGAGUCUUUCAUUUUGAAGUCCCGGACGUGAGUACUGUUUAAGUUAGGAUUGCAUUUGCUGAAAGUUAACUGUGUAAUCUGUUGCUUACAUUUUUGAAAAUAAAAUUUUACAUUUUGCAAA
Astyanax mexicanus (Mexican tetra) is the source of this 3662-nucleotide messenger RNA. It is a transcript of the gene gpr85, whose product is annotated as G protein-coupled receptor 85. Gene Ontology annotation, biological process: G protein-coupled receptor signaling pathway. Bases 777 to 1910 code for a protein of 377 amino acids. Gene Ontology annotation, cellular component: plasma membrane. The record is from RefSeq and is a predicted model, not a curated record. Gene Ontology annotation, molecular function: G protein-coupled receptor activity. Lineage: Eukaryota; Metazoa; Chordata; Actinopteri; Characiformes; Acestrorhamphidae. The transcript has 2 exons.